AUGGCGGAUGUGGUUGCUGGUCCCGUGGUUGGGAAAGCAGUGGACACGUUGUUUGAUGUGGCAAAAAAGAAGAUUGGUUACAUGUGGAAUUGCAAACAAAAUGUUGAGAAAUUAAAGAAUGAAGUUGAUAGCCUCAAAGUUAUGACGAGGCAGGUUGAACAACAAAUUGGUAUUGCCAGAGGUAAAGGUGAUAAUCUCAUUGUUGGUGUGGAAGAGUGGUUAGGCAAGGCAGGGGAUGAGAUAUCCAAAGCCGAAGCGUUUCUGGGAGAAUUUGUUAAUGCCAAGAAGACGUGCUUCAAAAUAGGAAUGUGUGGUAACUGGGCCACCCUAUAUCAUUACGGUAAGGCAGCAACCGAGAUGAUGACUCCUCUUAAGGAGCACAAAGAAAGUGGCACGCAAUUUGUGACUUGUGUCUCUGUUGAAACUCUCCCCCCUACGCAACUAGACGUUUACCAAACAAAGAAUCUUGAAGAUCUGGAUACCCACACUUCAGCUCUUAAAGCUAUCAUUGCUGCUCUUGAAGAUGAAAGCAAACAAAUCAUUGGAAUCUAUGGCUUAGGUGGUGUUGGCAAAACAACAAUAGCCAAGGAAGUCGUUGCCAAAAUAAAGCAUCUAUUUGACGAUGUUGCUUUUACAACUGUUUCCCAAACUGUAAAAGCUCAAGAGAUUAAGAAAGAUAUUGAAAAUGCAACAAAGCGGAUAAUGAACGGGGACAAAAUUCUAAUCAUAUUAGACGAUCUCUGGGAGCCAGUCGAUCUAGAAGAAUUGUGCAUUCCUAUUAACCGCACGAAAUGCAGAAUUUUGCUAACGUCUAGAAACGAAGAUGUGUGUGAGAAAAUGAACUCUCAAAUUAAAAUUUGUGUGAACUCUUUGCCAACAGAAGAAGCAUGGAUUCUUUUCAAACGUGUUGUUGGUGAAAGAGUGGAGACUGAAGUUGAUCUGAAGCCGAUUGCAGCCAAGGUUGCUAAAGAGUGUGGUGGUUUGCCGCUUCUCGUUAAGGCUGUAGGCAAUGCUUUGAAAAACAAAAGCAUCGGUUCAUGGCAAGCAGCUCUUUCUCGACUACAGAAAGCCGCACCAUAG
Molecule: messenger RNA, 1080 nt
Organism: Erigeron canadensis
Lineage: Eukaryota; Viridiplantae; Streptophyta; Magnoliopsida; Asterales; Asteraceae
Product: probable disease resistance protein At1g61310
Exons: 1
Coding region: 1-1080 (359 amino acids)
Molecular function (GO): ATP hydrolysis activity; ADP binding
Source: RefSeq, a predicted model, not a curated record